This is a messenger RNA of Rotaria sp. Silwood1, 1662 nucleotides long. Lineage: Eukaryota; Metazoa; Rotifera; Eurotatoria; Philodinida; Philodinidae. The record is from the annotation of a GenBank genome assembly.
AUGUUGCUACCAACGAUUAUCCAUUUUGAUUUUCCAGCAAAACUUGUCGAAUGGUUGAAUAUGAUUAGUAAACGUAAUAUUUCAUCUGAUCCACUUGACUCACUUAUUGUUGCAAUGAGCAAUGUGAGUGAAUGUGAAGAAGGCGCAACUGCAUUGAACGAGGCCGGUGCCAUCGCUGCUAUAGAAAUGUCUGAAAAGGCUUCGGCUAACAGACUAGAAAAAAAUCAAUUUACUUUAUCAUUUUAUCCUCGAAUCUAUGCAAUGAUAUCAACAGCUGAUCAAGUCAAAACUCUAACGGUUCUUAAGCCAGCUAUUGAUUUUUUGCUCACAAAAAUUCAUGAAGCAAAUGCUUCAGCUGAUUUACGUUCGAAAACGGGUCAUCUCUACGAAUACUUAGUGCAACUCGCCAAACUUCUCAUUAAUGAUAAUAUAGCAACCUAUGUAUUAAAUGAUAGCAUAAUAGGUGGUCUUGGGUUCUUUGUUGAACUCUUUUUUAAGCACAAUAUUCUCCCCAUUAAUGAUCUAUUUGUAAAACAUCUCAUUCGACUAGCACUAUACAAUAUUUUAUGUAGUCUUGCAUUUCAUGAAUCUGUUCAACAAGAACUGAAAAAAAAUCAAAUAUUUAUAAAAUCUGUUUUGGAAGCUUCGAAUUCAUCGACUUCAAACACUGAUGCAAUUAUUCCUUCAUCAUUGAGAAACAAUUUGAUGAGUAUUAAAACAGCUGCUCAUGGAAUAUUGGUCUAUCUUGAUCAAUUCAAAAUAUCGAUUUCAAAUGAUAAUGAGCUUUUCAAUACAUCUACAACGAAAAUUCCAAUGGUUUCUUAUUCACAUUUAGAUGCCGAUUUCUGCAGGUCGGUUGUCACUGCUCUGAAAGAACGCUCCAUUUCAGUAUGGGUCGAUGAGGAUGGACAUUGUUUGUCAAACGACUGUUGGGAAGAAAUAGCAAUAGCCAUAAAGAAUGCAAGUAAGGUGCUUGUGAUUGUCUCAGAAAACUACUGUACUAAAAGCCGUUCAUGUCGUGUUGAGGCAAGUUAUGCUAUAAAACUCGGAAUUCCAAUCAUUGCUUUAUAUAUUGAUGACAAAUAUGAGGCAGAACCUUGGCUUGAUAUUCAUCUUACAGGAUUACAUGUUAAGUUCGGUAGCAAGCCAUUCGCUGAAAGAAUUGAUCGUCUCGCUAAAUUCAUAACUGCAAAUAAUUAUUCAUUAAAAUGUAUGGAAACGUCACAGACACAAAUGGUUCACUCCUCAAAUAAAGUCUGUAUACCAUCUAUAGUUAAUGAAAAUAAUAGUUCAUUAAAAACGAAGGUUUCCGAAUCUAAUAUUGAAUAUUCUGUGCCAAAAACAUCACCUCACACGUGGUCAAAAGCUGACGUUAGAGUUUGGUGGUGCACUGAAAGAACUCUUGUACCUCAAUUAUGCACGUUCUGUGAUGGUGAAGCACUCUGCGUAUACGCUCGGAUAUUCCUACACCGUUACCAACAAGAUCCAUUAAAACAUUUGCAAAGUCUACAAGAACAAUUAAAACACGACCAUGAUAUCGAUUUUUAUGAUGACCAUUAUGCAAAUAUAGUGAGUUCUAUGAUGUGGAUUGUAAAACAAAACAAAAAUGAUGAACGCGUAGUGAACAAGUAUUCGAAAUGGGCGUCAUGUAUACUCAUGUAA